This is a messenger RNA of Anolis sagrei ordinatus, 8032 nucleotides long. RefSeq names its product notch receptor 1 (gene NOTCH1). Gene Ontology annotation, cellular component: membrane. The record is from RefSeq and is a predicted model, not a curated record. Gene Ontology annotation, molecular function: Notch binding; calcium ion binding; signaling receptor activity. Lineage: Eukaryota; Metazoa; Chordata; Lepidosauria; Squamata; Anolidae. Gene Ontology annotation, biological process: regulation of developmental process; cell differentiation; Notch signaling pathway.
GGCGCUGCAGAGGAGACGGACGGGUGCCUGGAAGGGAGGCUGCGCAGGAAUCAAGAGAGACUUGGAAAAGGAGGAGGAGAGAAGAGUUGGGGAAGAAGAGAAGGAGGAGGAGGAGGGAUGCGGCGGCCCUUGGGCUCCUCGCUGCUGCUGCUGCUUCUUCCUGCCCUGGCCACAGGUUUCCGGUGCAGCCAGCCAUCCGAGUCCUGCUUGAAUGGAGGAAGAUGCGAGUCCUUCCUCAAUGGAACAGGGGUCUGCAUAUGCCCCAGCGCCUUUGUCGGCAACCGGUGCCAGCUGCCAAACCCUUGCCUGAGCUCCCCGUGCAAAAAUGCCGGCACUUGCCACCCUUGGGUGCGUGGCAACAGCGCCGACUACACCUGCGCCUGCCGCUUGGGCUACACCGACAAGCUGUGCCUUACUCCCGAGGAGAACGCCUGCCUCAGCAGCCCCUGCCGCAACGGAGGCUCCUGCGAUCUUCUCACCUUGACCGAGUAUAAAUGCCGCUGCCCUCCCGGCUGGUCAGGCAAGACGUGCCAACAGGCUGAUCCCUGUGCCUCCAACCCCUGUGCCAACGGCGGCCAGUGUGUGCCUUUCGACUCGGACUAUGUAUGCCGGUGCCCGCCGGGCUUCCACGGUGCCACGUGCAAAGAAGACCUCAAUGAGUGCAGCCGCAUGCCACCCGUCUGCAAGAACGGCGGGACCUGCAACAACCAGAUCGGCAGCUAUGAGUGCCACUGCCGGCAGGCCUACACGGGUCCCAACUGCGAGCACCUGUACAUGCCCUGCAGCCCAUCCCCUUGCCAAAACGGAGGGACCUGCCGCCAGACUGGGGACACCACUUUCGAAUGCACCUGCCUGCCAGGUUUCUCUGGUCCAAAUUGCGAAGAAAACAUUGACGACUGCCCCGGAAACGGCUGCAAGAAUGGUGGGACCUGUGUGGAUGGGGUGAACACCUACAACUGUCAGUGUUUACCUGAAUGGACAGGUCAGUACUGCACGGAGGACGUGGACGAGUGCCAGCUCAUCCCCAACGCCUGCCAGAACGGGGGCACCUGCCACAACACCUAUGGCGGCCACAACUGCGUCUGCGUCAACGGCUGGACCGGCGAGGACUGCAGCGAGAACAUCGACGACUGCGCCAGCGCCGCCUGCUUCAUGGGGGCCACCUGCCACGACCGGGUGGCCUCCUUCUACUGCGAGUGCCCCCACGGCAGGACAGGUUUGCUGUGCCACCUCAGUGACGCUUGCAUCAGCAACCCUUGCAACGAAGGCUCCAACUGCGACACCAACCCCGUCACUGGCAAAGCCAUUUGUACCUGCCCCAUUGGGUACACGGGCCCCGCUUGCAACCAGGACAUGAAUGAAUGCAAACUGGGUGCCAACCCUUGUGAGCAUGCUGGCCGGUGCAUCAACACCAACGGCUCCUUCCACUGCCAGUGUCAGCAAGGCUACUCCGGCCCUCGAUGUGAGAUUGACGUGAAUGAAUGCUCGUCGAACCCUUGCCAAAACGAUGCCACCUGCCUGGACCAGAUUGGGGUCUUCCAGUGUAUCUGUAUGCCAGGCUAUGAAGGUGUCUACUGCGAAAUCAAUACGGACGAAUGCGCCAGCAGCCCCUGCCUCCAUAAUGGGAAGUGCAUCGACAAAAUCAACGAGUUUGCUUGCGAGUGCCCCAUAGGCUUCAAUGGUCCCUUGUGCCAAUACGAUGUUGACGAAUGUGCCAGUACACCGUGCAAGAACGGAGCCAGAUGCAUAGAUGGGCCCAAUACCUAUACGUGCGAAUGUGCCGAGGGCUUCUCUGGGCCGCACUGCGAGACGGACAUUGACGAAUGCAACCCAGACCCCUGCCAUUACGGGACCUGCAAGGACGGCAUUGCCACCGCCACCUGCCUCUGCGAGCCGGGAUACACCGGUCACCGCUGUGACAUCAACAUCAACGAGUGCCAAAGCCAGCCCUGCAAGAAUGGAGGGACGUGCCAUGAUCGAAAAAACGCUUACCACUGCUUAUGCCUCAAAGGGACAACCGGCCCCAACUGUGAAAUCAACCUGGACGACUGUGCCAGCAAUCCUUGCGACUAUGGCAAAUGCAUCGACAAAAUCAAUGGCUACGAAUGCACCUGCGAACCGGGUUACACAGGGAAGAUGUGCAACAUCAAUAUCGAUGAAUGCGCCAGCAAUCCCUGCCACAAUGGAGGCACGUGCCGGGAUAGCAUCAACGGCUUCACUUGCACUUGCCCAGAAGGCUACCACGACCCCAUGUGCCUUUCGGAAGUGAACGAGUGCAAUAGUAACCCUUGCAUCCACGGGAGGUGCAACGAUGGGUUGAACGGGUACAAAUGUGAUUGUGACUCCGGCUGGAGCGGCACCAACUGCGAUGUCAACAACAACGAGUGCGAGUCCAACCCCUGCAUGAAUGGCGGCGCAUGCAAGGACAUGACCAGCGGCUACAUCUGUACCUGUCGGGAAGGAUUCAGCGGAACCAACUGUCAAACCAACAUCAACGAAUGUGCUUCGAACCCGUGCCUCAACCACGGCACCUGCAUUGACGAUGUGGCCCGCUACCAGUGCAAUUGCCUCCCUCCUUAUACCGGGCCAACCUGCAGGGACGUUUUGGCCCCUUGCGCCGACGGUCCUUGUAAGAACGGAGGGGAGUGCCGCGAGUCCGAGGACUACGAAAGCUUCCUGUGCGCCUGCCCUUCUGGUUGGCAAGGGCAAACCUGCGAGAUCGACAUCAACGAAUGCGUCAAGAGCCCCUGCCGGAACGGCGCCACGUGCCAGAAUACGAACGGAGGCUACCGGUGUGUCUGCAAACCUGGUUUCGCCGGCCGCAGCUGCGAAAUUGACAUUGACGACUGCCAGCCCAAUCCGUGCCACAACGGAGGCUCCUGCUCCGACGGCGUCAACAGCUUCUUCUGCGACUGCCUGGCCGGCUUCCAGGGCCACAAGUGCGAGGAGGACAUUGACGAGUGCAGCAGCAACCCCUGCAAGAACGGGGCCAACUGCACCGACUGCGUCAACAGCUACACCUGCACCUGCCCCUCCGGAUUCAGCGGCAUCCACUGCGAACACAACACGCCCGACUGCACAGAGAGCUCUUGCUUCAACGGCGGGACCUGCGUGGAUGGCAUCAACACCUUCACCUGCGUUUGCCCGCCGGGCUUCACCGGCAUCUAUUGCGAGCAUGAUAUCAACGAAUGCGACUCCAAGCCCUGUUUAAAUGGCGGCACUUGCCAGGACAGCUACGGGACCUACAAGUGCACCUGUCCCCAGGGCUACACUGGGAUCAAUUGCCAGAACCUGGUGCGCUGGUGCGACUCCUCUCCGUGCAAAAACCGAGGGAAGUGUUGGCAGGUGGACAAUUCGUACCGCUGCGAAUGCACCAGUGGCUGGACGGGACUCUAUUGCGACGUCCCCAACGUCUCGUGCGAAGUGGCAGCUCAGCAGCAAGGGGUCGACGUCGCCCACCUCUGCCGGAACUCGGGCGUUUGCAUGGACCGGGGCAACACGCACUUCUGCCAUUGCCAGGCUGGCUAUACGGGCAGCUAUUGCGAAGAGCAAGUGGACGAAUGCUCUCCCAACCCGUGCCAAAAUAGGGCCACUUGCACCGAUUACCUGGGCGGUUAUUCAUGCGAGUGUGUUGCCGGCUAUCACGGAGUGAACUGCUCAGAAGAGAUCAACGAAUGCCUGUCUCACCCCUGCCAAAAUGGAGGGACUUGCAUUGAUCUCAUCAACACCUACAAAUGCUCCUGUCCCCGAGGAACCCAAGGGGUGCACUGCGAGAUCAACGUGGACGACUGCAGCCCGUCUUCGGGCCCCGACACCUUGACCCCGAAGUGCUUCAACAACGGCAAGUGCAUUGACCGGGUGGGCGGCUACAGCUGCCUCUGCUUGCCGGGCUUCGUCGGGGAGCGCUGCGAGGGGGACGUCAACGAGUGCCUCUCCAACCCCUGCGACAUGCGGGGGACCCAGAACUGCGUGCAGCGCGUCAACGAUUACGAGUGCGAGUGCCGCCCGGGCUACACCGGACGGCGUUGCGAGACGGUGGUGGACGGCUGUCGCAACAAGCCCUGCAAGAACGGCGGAACUUGCGCUGUCGCCAGCAACACGCAACACGGUUACAUCUGCAGGUGCCCUCCGGGCUUGGACGGCGCCACAUGCGAGAACGACUUGCGCAGCUGCGGGGCGCUGCGGUGCCUGAACGGCGGGACCUGCGUCUCAGCCCAGAAGAGCUCCAAGUGCCUGUGCGGGCCGGGCUUCACGGGCCCCGAGUGCCAGUUCCCCUCCAACAGCCCCUGCCACUCCAGCCCUUGCUACAACCGGGGCACCUGCCAGUUUGCCAAGGAGCCGCCCCACUACCGCUGCCUCUGCCCCACCAACUUCAACGGCCUGAACUGCCACAUCCUGGACUACGACUUCCCCGGCGGCGUGGGGAGGGACAUUGCCCCGCCGCCCUUGGAGGAGAGCUGCGAGACCCCCGGCUGCCCGGGCCUGGCCGGCAACAAGAUCUGCGACACCAAGUGCAACAGCCACGCUUGCGGCUGGGACGGCGGGGACUGCUCGCUCAACUUCAACGACCCCUGGAAGAACUGCUCCCAGUCCCUGCAGUGCUGGAAGUACUUCAACGACGGGAAGUGCGACACCCAGUGCAACAACACCGGCUGCCUCUUCGACGGGUUCGACUGCCAGAAGGUGGAAGGGCAAUGCAACCCUCUCUAUGACCAGUACUGCAAGGACCACUUCUUGGACGGCCACUGCGACCAAGGCUGCAACAACGCCGAGUGCGAGUGGGACGGCCUGGACUGCGCCAACGACGUCCCCGAGAAGCUGGCCGAAGGGACGCUGGUGGUGGUGGUGCUCAUCGCCCCCGAGGCCCUCAAGAACAACUCCCUCAACUUCCUGCGGGAGCUCAGCCGCAUCCUCCACACCAACGUGGUCUUCAAGAAGGACCCCAAGGGCGAGUACAUGAUCUUCCCCUACUUCGGGAACCCCGAGGAGCUGAAGAAGCACCACGUCAAGCGGUCGGCGGAGGAUUGGCCGGACAUGGAGGACGUGGUCCUGAGGGUGAAGGCCUCGCUCUACUCCGCGGUCGGUGGUCGGCAUAGGAGAGAGCUGGGCCAGAUGGAUGUCUCUGGCUCCAUCGUUUACUUGGAGAUCGACAACCGGCAAUGCAUCCAGUCUUCCUCACAGUGUUUCCAAAGCACCAAGGAGGUGGCCGCCUUCCUGGGAGCCCUGGCCUCGAUGGGCAGCCUGGACAUUCCCUACCAAAUCGAAGCCGUGAAAAGCGAGACCGACCCGCCAAAGGGCAACCCGUGGUAUCCGAUGUACGUGGUGGUGCCGGCGCUCUUCCUCCUCCUCUUCAUCAUCGUCGGGGUCUUGGCCUCCCGCAAGCGGCGCAGGGAACAUGGGCAGCUCUGGUUCCCCGAAGGGUUCAAAGUGACCGAGUCUAGCAAGAAGAAGCGCCGGGAGCCCCUGGGAGAGGAUUCGGUGGGGCUGAAACCCUUGAAGAAUGCUUCUAACGGCGCCUUGAUGGAUGACAACCAGAAUGAAUGGGGCAACGAAGAGACGCUGGACACCAACCGGUUCAGGGUGGAGGAGCAGGCCAUGCUGCCGGACAUGGACGACCAGACUGACCACAGGCAGUGGACCCAGCAGCACUUGGAUGCCGCCGACCUGCGGAUUUCGUCCAUGGCGCCCACUCCUCCCCAAGGCGAAAUUGACGCCGACUGCAUGGACGUCAACGUCCGUGGGCCAGACGGCUUGACCCCUUUGAUGAUCGCGUCCUGCAGCGGGGGCGGCCUGGAGACGGGCAACAGCGAGGAGGAGGAGGAUGCGCCGGCGGUCAUUUCGGACCUCAUCUACCAAGGGGCCAACCUGCACAACCAGACGGACCGCACGGGCGAGACGGCGCUCCACUUGGCCGCCCGCUAUUCCCGCUCGGACGCAGCCAAGAGGCUGCUGGAAGCCAGCGCCGACGCCAACAUCCAGGACCACAUGGGCAAGACCCCCCUCCACGCCGCCGUCUCAGCCGACGCUCAGGGCGUCUUUCAGAUCCUCAUCCGCAACAGAGCCACCGACCUGGAUGCGCGGAUGCAAGACGGGACCACGCCACUCAUCCUGGCGGCCCGUUUGGCUGUGGAAGGCAUGCUGGAAGACCUCAUCAGCUGCCACGCGGAUGUCAACGCCAUCGACGACUUAGGGAAGUCCGCUCUCCAUUGGGCUGCGGCUGUGAAUAACGUGGACGCGGCCCUGGUGUUGCUGAAGAAUGGGGCCAAUAAAGACAUGCAAGACAACAAGGAAGAGACUCCUUUAUUCCUGGCAGCCCGGGAAGGGAGCUAUGAGACUGCCAAGGUCCUCCUGGACAACUUUGCCAACCGCGACAUUACGGACCACAUGGACCGCCUUCCCCGCGACAUCGCCCAGGAGCGCAUGCACCACGACAUUGUGCGCCUGCUGGAUGAGUACAACCUAGUGCGGAGCCCGGCCUUGCACAACGGGGGCCUCGGGGGCCCGGCUCUGUCUUCCCCGCUCUGCUCGCCCAGCAGCUACAUCGGCAACCUGAAGCCCGCCGGCCUCCAGAGCAAGAAGGCCCGCAAGCCGAGCAUGAAGGGGACAGCCUGCAACGGGAAGGAGUCCAAGGACCUCAAAGCCCGCCGCAAGAAGUCCCAGGAGAGCAAAGGCUGCCUGCUGGACACCUCCAACGUCCUCUCGCCCGUCGAUUCGCUGGAGUCGCCCCGCGGCUACCUCUCGGACGUCGCCUCCCCGCCCUUGAUGACCUCCCCUUUCCAGUCAUCCCCUUCCAUGCCCCUCAACCACUUGCCCGGCAUGCCUGAUGCCCACAUGAGCAUGAACCAUCUCAACUUGGUCACCAAGCAAGAUCUGAAUAUGGCCGCCAACCGGAUGCAGCCGUUCGACCCGGUGCCCCCUCGCCUCACCCAUUUGCCCGUCUCCAGUCCCAACUCUGGCGCCCCGUUGAGUUUCACCGUGAGCGGCGGGCAGUGCGAUUGGCUGACGAGGCUCAACGGGAUGGUCCAGAACCAGUACAACCCAAUGCGGGGCAACAACGGCCUCCCGCCGGGGCUUCAUCUGCCGAACCAAGGCCCUCUCCAGCACGGCCUCCUAACCUCUUUACACAACGGCUUGCCCAACACCGCCUUGUCCCAAAUGAUGGGCUUCCAGGCCCUCUCUAAUGGCCGCUUGGCCACCGCCAGUGCCCAACCACACCUUCUCCAGGCUCAACAACUUCAACAGAUCCAGCAGCAGCAAAACAUGCAGCAACCGCCGUCACAGCAACCUUCCAUCAGCACCGGUGCCAAUCCCCAGGUGACACCAAACUUCCUCGGAAGCGACUUGACCCAGCCUGACCUCCAGCAGGUGAGCAACGGUGCCUUGGCCGCCAUCUUGCCCCAAGACACCCAAGUCUUGGCCGCCACCUCGCUAACCCAGCCCAUGACCACCACCCAGUUCCUCACCCCACCUUCCCAGCACAGCUACUCCUCCCCGUUGGACCAUACGCCCAGCCACCAGAUCCAGGUCUCUGACCACCCCUUCUUGACCCCAUCCCCGGAGUCGCCAGACCAAUGGUCAAGCUCCUCGCCACACUCCAACCUCUCCGAUUGGUCUGAGGGCAUCUCCAGCCCGCCCACCAGCAUGCCCUCCUCGCAGAUGGGGCAACACAUCCCUGAGGCCUUCAAGUAAAGGAGGAAGGGACAUCUCAAGGACUUCAGACCAGGUGGAGAAGACAGACUAUGUUGGGAAGUAAUGUCUUCCAAAGGUUUUAAGUCAAGGAGGAGGAACUAUCUCAAGUUCUUCCAACCAGAUCUUCUCUCCGUGUUGGGAAGUAAUUUCUUCCAAAGACUUCAAGGAGGAGGAACCAUCUCUAGAUCUUCCAACCAGAUAUCCCCCUCCAUGUCAGGAAGUAAUUUCUUCCAAAGAUUUCAAGGAGGAGGAACCAUUUCAAUAUCUUCUCCAUGUUGAGAAGUAAUCUCUUCCAAAGAUUUCAAGGAAGAGGGACUGUCUCAAUAUCUUUUUCUCCAUGUUG